GUUCUUCGCCUCAAAUUCUCAGAAGAUUUUAAAACGCAUGAGCUGACCGAACCUUACACAGAUGAUGGUCGACAAAUCCCGUGUUCAUCUCAUGUCGUUAUUGAUGGAAAAGGGAAUAUGUUAAUUGGAUCCGUUGGUUUGAACGCCGUCCACUGCAAGUAUACCCCGGAAACGAUCAACGCGCAU
Mesorhabditis belari is the source of this 186-nucleotide messenger RNA. The record is from the annotation of a GenBank genome assembly. Lineage: Eukaryota; Metazoa; Nematoda; Chromadorea; Rhabditida; Rhabditidae.